This is a messenger RNA of Cheilinus undulatus (humphead wrasse), 3593 nucleotides long. It is a transcript of the gene prr33, whose product is annotated as proline rich 33. Lineage: Eukaryota; Metazoa; Chordata; Actinopteri; Labriformes; Labridae. The coding region runs from base 231 to 3275 and encodes 1014 amino acids. The record is from RefSeq and is a predicted model, not a curated record. The transcript is spliced from 3 exons.
AGCUCACAGGGCUCAGCAUUUAUUUUUGGACUGCCAUGGCGUCUGUUCCUUCCAUUUGUAGGAAGGGGGGUCGAGUUGGGCUCAACAUGAACCUGCCGCUCUGACACUCCGGGCUGGGACAAGCAGGCAGCAGCCGGCCGGCCGCCCCCCGAGCAGCAGUCGCACAGGGGACCCUGCCUGGAGCACUCUGAACACCAGCAACAAGUUUUUACCUGGGUGCAGAAGCGCUCAUGGCUAUCGCUUAUGGUGCUGUAACUCAGCUGGGCCUGCUUUCCCAGCAGUACCCCCCGCCCUUGCUGCCCAAGCCUGGGAAGGACAACAUUAAGCUGCAGAAGCUCCUCAAGAGGACCGCUAAGAAAAAGGCCUCCGUUCAGGCAUCGCAGUCCGCCGCACCUUUCCGCUCAAGCCUUUCCCCUGUGAAUGAAGCAAGCCCUGACCUCGAGCACAGUGACCACUCCACACCGCCCAAGACUCCAGAGGCACCGCUCAGCCUCUACAGUGUCCAGCAGCCUCAACGGUUCACCGUCAGGCCGCUGUAUCAACAUGUUGCAUCGCCUUACCCGCAGCGUGCAGCUUAUGGCAGAACAGCAAGGUUCUCGCCUCAGACAGUGACGGUGCCGUCGUACUCCUAUUCCCAAAAUGUCACCACGGUUUCUUCUUAUUCCUCAUCAACCUAUGUUUCAGGAGUCUCACCAACUCCUGAGCCACUCUCCCAGUCACCUGUGCCCAAAAUAUCUCUGCCGGCAUAUUCUGUGCCAGAUCCAACAGUGCCUGAGGUGAAAAAGCCAGCAUUUGGAACUUCUGGUAACAAUCAUGCCAGCCUUAGACCUGCUGCUGCUGUAGGAACUACUCAGCAAAAACCCACAAGUCCUGGUCCAACUCCCUACCAAGCAACAGGUUCCCCAGGUUUGGUACGGCCUCUCAUUGUGUUGACACCACUUAAAUCCAAAAGUCCAAGACCAACAUUUAAAGCGACCGAAACUUCAAGAUCACCAAAACCGAUGUUUGAUGUCCCUCAAAUAAGGAUGUACACAGCAAGCACAUCUUACUAUGAGACAUCCAGGACCCCACCAGUGUACGACACAGCUGGAUUAACCAAUAUUGGAAGUAUGGUACCUCAAAGUAAAGCAUCGAUAGAAUCAAUGCAAGAUUUGUCCCAAGCAUUUGAGGUAAAAAGAGGUGCAACACCAACGACCCAGCCAUCUCUAUCAGGCUCUGACCCCCAGAGAAAGACCCCAACUCUUGAAGCUAAAAGAUCCACGCCGACAGCAGACAUGACUACGGUGAAAACACCAACCCCUGACAUAAAAAGAGCCACUCCCACGUCUGAAAUCAAGAGAGCGACUCCAACAUCUGAGAGCUUAAGAUCCACUCCAACAGCUGAACUCAAAAGAGCCACCCCGACAUCUGAAAUCAGAGUCAAAACCCCAACUUAUGAGUUCCAGUCAAGGAUUACAGCAGGACGACCAAGAACCCCAGCAUACCAUACUGCUCGGGCUGCAACCCCUGUCUUUGAAGUCUCAAGACCCAAUCCUCUUUUGUUUGCAGUGUCUUCAAUCACAGUAGAGCCAGAGAGGUCAAGAACACCAAAAACAGUGUCACCAGCAAGUACUCCUGUGGUGACUUCAGAGCCAAAGCCUACAGAGACAUUGCCAAAUGGGGACAUCCUUCCAGACACAAAGCCUGCAGCUAAACCAGUACAACAAAACAUAACAAAGGCCAAAUCUGAGACUGAUCUGACACAAGUCAAGAUCCUGUCCACUCAAACUGGCACUCAAAGGCUCUCUCAAACCCCAACACCUCAGGCAACACCUCCAGCAGUGACUUCUUAUGGCUACCAGAGGCCUAAGACUCCGACAUUCGAGGCGUCCCGACUUAUGGCCACCUCUCCUGGCUACAAGAGACCAAGAACACCAACAAAAGGGACUACCAGUGUAUCACCUGUGGCCUUCCAGAGACCCAAAACCCCAACACAAGUGGCUUCAAAGUCAAAGUCUUCAUAUCGUGGUUUGACACCGGCUGAAUAUGCUGCCUAUGGUGGAAUCAAAACGUUCACUCCAGCGUUUGGUAUCGGCAGUUCUGCAACAUCGACCGAAGAUGUGGUUAAAGCGACACAAGAGGAAUCAGCAGUAUCCAGAACACUGAGCCAAGAAGUUCCUGUGAAGGGACAAUCUGCAGCUGAGGUUUCAAAAGUGAUGGAGGACAAGGUUCCCACCACUCCUUCAGUGCCUGUAAUUAUCGUUUCCCAAGCUUCAGACUCCCCAGGAACCCAAGAGACAAGUGUGGUUUCCAGGCAAGUCGUGGCAAAACAAGAAAAAACUGUGAUUCAGGAAACACCAAAGGCUGCACCACCACCAACAGUUGAGGUGAAAACUCCUGAGAAAAAGAAACUGGAACAAGAAGUCACCAAACCAGAGCCACCAAAAAUGCCUGAAGCCAAACAUCCUGAGCCCAAAGGGGAAGACCAGGAUCCUCUCAAGGCUGUAAGGAAACUUCUGGGCAAAGAUAAAGUCCCAGAGAAACCUAAACGUGAGACAAAAGCUGAUGUCUCAGACAAAAAAGAGCCAGCAAAACCUCUAGCUGCCACCACAGCUAAGGUAGAGGUCUCAAAGCCAAGUGUCACGGCUCCUGUCGUGAAGCCAACAGAAAGUGAAGACAAAGGUAAAUAUAAGAAGACAGAAUCUGAACCUAAGAAAAAGGAAGGUGAAGAAUCCCUCCCAGCUGAGCCCCUCCUGAAAGUCUUACAAAAGCCAAAGGGAGUGAAAUCUAAACUGAGUGGGUGGUCCAGGCUCAAAAAGCACAUGGUGGUCGAGCAGGAGGAGCCUAAAUUUCCAGAAACUGGCCCCCAGAAGGAGGCGACAGGGCAGGACCAGAGUGAGGGGAAGAAGGUUGAAGAGAAGGCCGCCGACAAGCCCAGCGCCCAGGAUGGGAAUCAAACCAAAGACGCUCCCAAAGCAACCAAGAUGUGGGACGCCGUCCUCUUCCAGAUGUUCUCCACCAAGGAGAACAUCAUGCACCAGAUCGAGUUAAACAAAAGCGAAGAGGAGAAGCAGGAGGAGAAAAUGGAUGAGGUGAAAGAGAUACCGUCAUUUGCAUACCGGCUGCCCGUGCUGCUUUUUAGUCCAAAGUUUGACGCCAAAAGGCUCAAAGAAGCGGCAUCGAGGCCGGUGACUAAAAUUUCAACAGUGUUUGAGAUGGGUUUGAUUGGGCGGAAAGGGAAAGACGAGGAACCAAAAGACUUUAAUAGAAAGGCAAGGGGGUUCACUGCUACUUAAGCUGACCUAACAUAUAUAAUAUAAAGUGAAAAUGUAAAGAAAACAGUUAUUUACGUGUUUUAUGUACAGGUAGAGAAAUCUUAGCGACAGAAAUGAUGUACAGGUCUGGAAUAGUCUUUGUGUUAAUCACUGAUGUUUGUGGCAGUGUGGUAGAGAAACUCGGCCUGAACUUUAUACUUGACAAAUGCUUCAUGUUGCAGUUGUGAUUGGUCGUCUGGAUGUUAAAUGUUUGUGGCGUAGCUGAAAAAAGAGGAAGCUACAUUUGUCUUAAAGUCAUUCAGACUUCAAAUUAAAGCGUUUAUGUUUUAAGUAACUUCA